This is a messenger RNA of Penicillium subrubescens, 1161 nucleotides long. Its product is annotated as Hsp70 family protein. The coding region runs from base 1 to 1161 and encodes 386 amino acids. Lineage: Eukaryota; Fungi; Ascomycota; Eurotiomycetes; Eurotiales; Aspergillaceae. The record is from RefSeq and is a predicted model, not a curated record. The transcript has 5 exons.
AUGCAACUUGGUCAAGCUUAUGAGGCCAUGACCUUCGUCUAUGUUAUCGCAGUACCAGCAAUGUGGUCCGACAAAGCGCAAGCUGAACUACGGAAAUGCGCAAUGGCAGCUGGUAUGGGUGAACUUUCGGACAUUCGCAUAAUCUCUGAGCCCGAGACAAGGCUAUCUAUGCUCUUCGGGCAAAUGGUCCCAACGAUUUCCUGGUCAAUGACACAGUACUCCUUAGAUGCUGGAGGCGGCACGGUUGAUUUGAUUACUUUCACGAUCGAACAAGUUUCCUCAGCUCUGCGCCUCCGCGAGCCUGCGGCCGGCACGGGAGCAUAUUGUAGGAGUACGCUCCUGACCAGACGUUUCGAGGACUUCCUCCGAUCGAGAUUCGAGUCUUCUCCAUGUUGGGACACAAGCCAUGUCACGAUUGAAGCCUGGGCCAAGAGAAGAUUCACGGGCACAGAAACGAUGAAGUUCCAUUUUCCCGUUCCUGGGAUUGGUGAUGAUCAAGACCUCAAUGUUCACCGAGGCUUCUUCCUUGUCACUGUGGAGGAAAUUCUUAAUCUCGCAUUGAAGCAGAUAAAUUCCUCAAAAAGUCCUGUCAAGGCUGCACUCGUCGUUGGCGGAUUCGAACAGAAUUACUUUCUUCGUGAAUACCUCAAAGCGAACAUUCCAUCGGGCAUCGCCGUGGUCAGGGGUGCUCUGGCCGAAACACUCUCCGAGGUUUCAUCUUCAGCCCCUCAGGUUACCAUCUCAUCCCGUCUCGCUCAAAAGCACUAUGGGACUAUUCAAAGCGUCCCGUUUGACGCCGAAGUACAUGACAAAGAUAAAAUCUUAAAUUCACAGGGUGACGAACUCAACGAAACGAAGCCUAUCAUGACAAAUUGGGUCCAUCAUAGCCUUAAAUCAACCGGAAGGCCCAUGACUUCACAACAAAGUUUCUACGAAUACGACACAACAGAAGGUGUCGGGCCGCCUCUGUAUUUCCGAACCGGAAUGCGACGCCACGCUACACUGAAUGCCAAGCUUGAUGCAAAGGUCCGCAAAGGUAUUCCUAUCAAACAUGGCGCAGAUGGCGAGGACUAUUAUGCUAUGGAGUAUGAUUUGCAUGCUCAUUACUUCUCCGCGCAUUGUGAGGUCUCGUUCUGGUUCGAGGACAAGCACCCAAGGUAG